Molecule: messenger RNA, 2438 nt
Organism: Copidosoma floridanum
Lineage: Eukaryota; Metazoa; Arthropoda; Insecta; Hymenoptera; Encyrtidae
Source: RefSeq, a predicted model, not a curated record
GGCCAAGUGACAGUAGUCUGACCAUGGACUGUAGUGUAGGUAGUGAUUGUUGUCCGUUUCGAAGUAAUUAAUUACAUUAGCCGGGAGGGGUUUGCAUCCGCGAAAUGUCAAGAAAUCGAAGGCCAUCAGCUUCUUUGCACUAAUGACCAACGUUAGCACAGUAAAAAUCUAUCUUCUCUUCUCUUUCUCUCGCUAUUCUAUCCCUUUCACCGCACUAGCAAAAUCGAACGAGUGCACGUACAGGGUGGAGUAGUGCAUAUACUUACAGGACUUUCCCGACAUAAGGGUACAAAAGUAAAGAAUAGUCCAGAGAAUAAAAUAUGUCGAGCGAGUCAAACGUCAAAGGUUAUGCACCUCUGCCUCAGAGCAUCAGCACCGACACCGAGGAUGACGAGGACGAGCACCAUCCGCAUCAUCAGCGGCGCGAUCGUAUCAAUUCCAAAGAUGACGAUCGGUCCAGGACGAGUGAUGCAACGACGAUUUCUCAAAACGGAAGAUUCUAUCCUUUAGAUGAAACAAAAAAUACAGGAUCUAGGACAAGAAACGGCAGAACUUCUUUUGGAUACAGUAGCGAUAAUAUACCCAUAAUGAUACUAAAUGGACCAGGCCAGGAUGACUUGUGGAAGAGACGGGACAUGUCUCUGCUUAGAAAGUGUUGUCUAGUCUUCAGUAUUAUACUGUGCAUAGCUACGAUAUUAGUUUUUUUAUUUGUUAUACCUUGUGAUAAUUCAUCUAUAUGUUUAUAUUCAUCGUCUCAGCCAAAAACCUCUUUAUCUUGGGAUAAGGUGUUAAAUGGUGUUGAGUUACACGGAAAAAUAACAGUAGUUCUAGAUGAACCGUACAAUUUAAUAUUUUUGCUAAGAGGACAACAAUUUGGUGAUUUGGGAUCAACGAGUUGGGGUGGGAAGCAACAAAUUGACAAGAACGGUGGUGGCGUUUUGUCAAUGAAAGGGACCAGUGGCAUUCCUCUGUGGUGGGUCGCCUUACAGCGACUGCCAAUAGACAUUAGCUGCGACUUAAUUGAUACCGAUGGCUCUGGAAAGCCUGACUGCCUUGUAUCUUGCGAGGGUGGUCUAUUAGUUAGUAUUGAACCAAUAACCGGCACUAUACAUUGGAAGGCUGAGGUGCCUUCGACCUCGGAAUUGCCUCUCGUACUCUCUGAUUUGGAUGCGGAUAGAAUUCACGAUUUGAUAGGAGUAGAAUUAACAAACACUAGUCAGAACCUUGUAUUUUUGUCUGGAAAGACUGGAAAACUGUUGAUGCGCCGAGAAAUUCCUGAUUGUCAGUACGUCAAACUGAAUAGAAUAGAUUUUUCGUUUGUUUUGACUUAUACUUGUUACAACGGCGAUAAUAACCAAUCAGUAACGAUUUUACUGAAGAAUUUCGUAGAGUCGCAGAAUCUCAAGGAGAUACAUCGUCGUUAUAUACUGGACAGUACGCGAUCUCCAAAGCCAAUCUAUCCAAACCAGACGUCUCCAACCAGUUGGGAUCUUACAGCUCAUUAUCGUCUAUACGUGAUAAACAACAGCAGUGACGACUGCCCCGCUGUUGAUUGUCGAACAUCCGUAAAUUUGACUCUGCGCAACAACAUCAACGAGAGUAGUAUCUGGAAUCACACGAGCGCUUCAUCCUUCGUCACAAAGCCCGCUAUCAUUAAUACCACUGAUUUACCCUACAUAGCUGGCUUUGCUCUCAAAUUUUGGAGUUGGAGCCCAAACACAUUUUCUACUGUCAAGGAUGAUGCUGAGGAACAAAUUGUGCACCAGCAUAAAAUCAUGGAACGCGUGAGCUUUUUGUACGUUAAUCGCACAGAAGUGCACGAAAUGAAGCCAAGUGUGCAAGAGUUAGUGCAGCUGUGUAGAGGCCAUGACUGUCAACCCAACUUGAUGCGUCAGACGCGUUCGAUUUUAAUAGCCAAUCUGAAUGGAGUCAUGGAGCUUAUCAGUUACGGAUCGAGUUACAGCCAAACAGAAAAUUUGAGCAAAGCAAACCUCACGUCUCGGGUGCAAAUUGUUAAGCUCGAGCAAAUAUUUUGAGACGCAAUUGUUUGGUCCUUUAUAUAAAUACAUAAAAUAAAAUUUGACGCACGUUGUGUGCGACCGAGGCAUGCCGUUUAACCGAGCUUACUUGUGCUUUAUUAUUCACUAGUCCUACGCGAUGAAAAAGGAAAAAAUGUUUGAGAGCAUUAAUGAAAUUUUGUCUUUUUUGCUACCUCAUAUCUAUUUAUGACUUUUUUUUUUAUUGUGUAAAAAACCAAAUGAUGUAUUGAUCAGUUUUAAUUGUUUUCUUUAUUUGUUGAAAUGUUUUUAUUUAUUUUGUUAUCGCCUACGUUGUACGUACAAAAGCUUUUGAUGUUAAAAUGUAUGAUGUGGUGUAUAUUUAUUUGUUUUGGUCAGAGAUUUUUAAAUAAAAUUCUUAUGAAUUAAAGGUUUAUUGAA